Messenger RNA from Pseudophryne corroboree (corroboree frog), 3991 nucleotides. It is a transcript of the gene EXTL3, whose product is annotated as exostosin like glycosyltransferase 3. The transcript has 7 exons. Gene Ontology annotation, cellular component: membrane. The record is from RefSeq and is a predicted model, not a curated record. Gene Ontology annotation, molecular function: glycosyltransferase activity. The coding region runs from base 633 to 3392 and encodes 919 amino acids. Lineage: Eukaryota; Metazoa; Chordata; Amphibia; Anura; Myobatrachidae.
GAAUCUCGCGAGAUGUGAGCGCGGUGGCGGCGGCGGCAUCAUCCUGUGCGGGCAGCGGAGGUGCUGGGAGACCGGGGGGACCGGAGCCAGAACAUGCUACAACUUUGAAGAUGUUUUUUAUUUUAUUUUUAUUGUGAAGCAAACAACAAAUAGGACAAAAUAACAGAAAACGUCAGCGUGCAAAACUAUUCACCCCCCUAAAGCCUGGAAAAUCGUUGGCAUCUGAAGUGUCCUAUGAUUGUGACUUAUCUGGAGGGUUCCGUUCAUUUUCUUCUACACCGUGUGUUUCCAUCACUUAUUUAUGUAACCAAGACGCUAUGUUCAGCACAGCAGAAACUGUAAACGUAGUCCAGAUGGGCUUCUCACCGCCCCGCCACAACCACAGAGUAACUUGUGUAUUAAAUCGUGGAUAAAGCGGACUCUCGGAAAGCCUGCAUGACCCUGCCCGAUAUUUUCUUUGGCAAAACAAGCUUUGUGCUGACAUUACUGUUACGUGCUGUAAAAUGAAAUUUCCAUUUUAUUGGCUCGUUACUACUCAAGCGGAGUAAUUACUCUCCAGAGUUCGCUAAUCCAAAAUCCUGUUGGCAUGGCUACGGACCCGACGUGAUUGCUUGGCGGCACUCUUGGACUCAAUGAGUGGAUACACCAUGCUGCGCAAUGGGGGAUUUGGGAACGGAGGCCAGCCUUGGAUGCUCCGUUGGUCCAGCCGGAUCAGGCUCUCGUGGCUCAGCUUCACAUUGUUCAUCAUCCUGGUUUUCUUCCCCCUGAUCGCCCACUAUUACCUCACCACCAUCGAUGACGCCAAUAACGCAGGCAAGCCAAUUUUCGGCCCCCGGACAGGAAAUGAACUCUGCGAAGUGAAGCACGUUCAAGAUCUGUGCCGGAUACGAGAGUCGGUAAGCGAAGAGCUCCUGCAGUUGGAGGCCAAGCGGCAGGAGCUCAACAGCGAGAUCGCUAAGUUAAACCUAAAGAUCGAGGCAUGUAAGAAAAGCAUAGAGAACGCAAAGCAGGACCUCCUUCAGCUCAAGAACGUCAUCAGUCAGACGGAACAUUCAUACAAAGAACUGAUGGCACAAAACCAGCCAAAACUUUCAUUGCCAAUACGGCUGUUGCCGGAGAAAGACGAUGUUAACAUACCAUUGCCAAAGUCCAAAGGGGACUGCCGGCUGCAUAACUGUUUCGACUACUCGCGGUGCCCGCUCACUUCUGGGUUUCCCGUAUUUGUCUACAACAGCGAUCAAUACCCUUUUGGCAACUUCAUAGAUCCUUUAAUCAAACAAGCCUUGGAGGCAAGCGUCAGAACUAAUGUCUAUGUGACUGAAAAUGCAAAUAUUGCUUGUAUAUAUGUAGUUUUAUUAGGAGAAAUGCAGGAACCGGUGAUGCCAAAACCUACUGAAUUGGAGCAACAAUUGCACUCUUUGCCAUAUUGGAGGACUGAUGGUCACAACCAUCUAAUCAUUAAUUUGUCCAGGAAAUCGGAGACCCAGAACUACCUUUAUAAUAUCAGCACAGGGCGCGCCAUGCUUGCCCAGUCUACCUUUUAUGAUUCCCAGUAUCGGCCUGGCUUCGAUAUAAUUGUGUCGCCAUUAGUCCAUGCAAUGUCUGAACCAAACUACUUGGAGAUCCCGUUGCAGGUGCCGGUGAAGAGGAAAUACCUGUUCAGCUUCCAAGGUGAGAAAAUCGAAUCGCUGAGGUCAAGCUUGCAGGAAGCGCGCUCGUUUGAGGAGGAAAUGGAAGGCAACGCUCCAGCUGAUUAUGACGACCGCAUCAUCACCACUCUUAAAGCUGUCCAGGACAGUAAGUUAGACUUUGUCAUGGUUGAGUUUACGUGUAAAAUCCAACCUAAGGAAAGUCUGCCCACUGAGUGGGCUCUAUGUGGGGGAAGGGAAGACCGAUUAGAGCUACUGAAACAGUCCACUUUUGCACUGAUCAUUACCCCGGGAGAUUCCCAGCUUGUUAUAUCUGCUGGCAGUGUCAUGCGUCUCUUUGAGGCUCUCGAGGUGGGAGCCAUCCCAGUCAUACUCGGGGAACAGGUCCAGUUACCCUACCAUGACAUGAUACAGUGGAAUGAGGCAGUUCUAAUCAUACCUAAACCACGUAUCACAGAAGCGCAUUUUCUCUUGAGGAGCAUAUCUGAUAACGACCUCCUCUCCAUGAGGAGACAAGGACGGUUCUUGUGGGAAACCUACUUUUCAACAUCGGAUACAGUUUUUAAUACCAUCUUGGCAACUGUAAGGACUCGUAUCCAAAUUCCAGCUGCCCCCAUCAGAGAAGAACCAGCCGUGGAAAUUCCUCAUCGUUCUGGCAAAGCCGCCGGUACAGAUCCAAACAUGGCGGACAACGGAGACUUGGAUUUGGGUCCAGUUGAAACCGAGCCACCCUAUGCCUCCCCUAAAUAUCUGCGUAACUUCACACUGACAGCGACUGAUAUCUACCGUAACUGGAAUUCGGCUCCGGGUCCGUUCCACCUGUUUCCUCACACACCGUUUGACCCGCUUCUGCCCUCUGAGGCAAAGUUCUUAGGAUCUGGAACCGGGUUUCGGCCAAUUGGUGGCGGUGCUGGUGGAUCGGGAAAAGAGUUUCAGGCUGCCCUUGGUGGAAAUGUACCUAGGGAACAAUUCACUGUGGUUAUGUUAACUUACGAACGCGAGGAAGUGUUAAUGAACUCUUUGGAAAGGUUGAACGGUCUCCCGUACUUAAACAAAGUUGUUGUGGUUUGGAACUCUCCCAAGUUACCGUCUGAGGACCUCCUGUGGCCUGACAUCGGUCUACCCAUUGUGGUGGUGCGCACGGAAAAGAACAGCCUUAAUAAUCGCUUUCUCCCUUGGGAUGAGAUAGAGACAGAAGCCGUUCUCUCCAUCGAUGAUGACGCUCAUCUUCGCCAUGAUGAAAUCAUGUUCGGUUUCCGUGUCUGGAGGGAGGCCCGCGACCGGAUUGUUGGCUUUCCGGGACGGUACCACGCCUGGGAUAUUCCUCACCAGUCCUGGCUCUACAACUCUAACUAUUCCUGCGAGCUGUCCAUGGUGCUGACCGGAGCUGCCUUCUUCCACAAGUACUACGCCUAUCUGUACUCCUAUGUCAUGCCGCAAGCUAUCCGGGACAUGGUGGAUGAGUAUAUUAACUGUGAGGAUAUCGCCAUGAAUUUCCUCGUCUCCCACAUUACCCGGAAGCCUCCUAUCAAGGUUACAUCCCGCUGGACGUUUCGCUGCCCAGGCUGCCCGCAGGCUCUCUCUCACGACGAUUCUCACUUCCACGAGCGUCACAAAUGCAUUAAUUUCUUCGUAAAGGUGUACGGGUACAUGCCGCUACUGUACACCCAGUUCCGGGUGGACUCUGUGCUCUUCAAGACCCGGCUACCACACGACAAGACAAAGUGUUUCAAGUUCAUCUAACGACUUUGCGCCGGAAGCCCAGAGAGGCGGCGGACGUCACCCUGCUCUCGGACUUUGCCUCAAGUGUUUUUUGCUCCAGUCUUAAAUGAACUAUAGAAAAAUAUGUACACUAGGAAACUUAGGAUACACUGAAGGACAAUGGGGACUGCAGUCAGAAUCCAAUUGUACUUUUUUUUUUUUUUACGUAAAACGGCCAAGGGAAUUACGUUUCUAUUGGAUUAUUUUUAUUAUUUUUAUAACCAUACAAAUAUUUAACAUUUGUCUGGUGGACCCUAUGAUUUCUCUGUAAAAUUUAACGCUGCGCAAGUUGUGCACAAACGGUUCGAUCACCAAAAUAGACAGUCAAUCUGGAAUGUCUGCUCCGAUAUGACCCCCUCCCCAAUUCCUCAUCUACACUGUAUACUUUAUUCUUCCCAUCCAAAGACUAUAAAUCUAGUAUACAUGGAUUGUUCUUGUUGUCCUCGAGAGAUGCAGAAGGCAGCUGUCUACAGCUAGCUCUUAAGAUGUACCAAUAAAGCACAGAAGCACCACUUCAUGACAGAUCUUACCUCUGUACGAUAAUAAAUUGCUGUACAGGUCGAGAGAUGUACAUACUGUAA